UGACUUUUCUCCCCUAUUCGGGCUGGAGCAGAUCGGCGGUCGGCUGAGCGAGGCUGUUAAGAGAUGGCGCCGUCCUCGCGCCAGGGAUCGCGGUCGGUUCUCUUUUAGUUAAAGACCAGCUCGCGAGCAGGAUUCUUGGGAACGAAGUAUUUUGACACUUGGAUUCCACUUCAGGUUUAGCUCAGAUGACAGAAAAAUAGCCUACGCCCUCAUACUCAUGCAAUCCUGAAUGAAGUUAGAAAAUGGGGCGUCACUCCUCAGACAGUGAAGAUGACUCCAGAAGUCGUCGUAAAAAGAAACACCGGAGGAAAUCAACUUCCAGCAGUUCUUCAGAUAGCAGGACAUUCACCAGGAAAAAAUCUAGUAGAAGGACAAGGUCACACUCUCGUACUCACCGCUCCCAUUCACGAUCCAAGGACAGAAGACGCAGACGUCGGUCUAGCAGCAGCUCGUCAUAUGAGGUCCGAAAGAAGCGAAGCAGUCGUAGCAGAUCGCGGGAUCGAGGGAAAUCGUACAGAUCACGACGAUCUAGAUCAAGAAGCAGGAACAGAAGUUCAAGAUCUAGACAUCGGCAACACUCCCAUAGCCGAAGCAGUGAACGCUCCAGCCGCAGGCGAAGUUACAGUCGCAGCAGAUCUAGAGAAAGGGAAAGACGUAAAGGCAGAGACAAAGGGCGAGUAAAGGACCGGGAGAAAGAAAAACAAAGGGAAUCACGGAGCGAUAAAGGGGAUUCUGUGAACAUCAAAGUAGGAUUAGAACAUCUGCCCCCUGCGGAACAGGCCAAAGCAAGAUUACAGUUGGUCCUCCAGGCUGCUGCAAAAGCAGAUGAAGUACUAAAGGCUAAGGAAAGGAAAGAGGAGGAUGCCAAAAAGAAGAAAGAGCAAGAAUAUACUAUUGAAGAACAGGUGAAGCGAGUAAAAAGCAUUGAAGCAAUUGAAAGUGAUUUUUUUGUCCAGCAAACUUUCCGAUCAGGUCGAGAUGUAAAAAAGGCACAAGAACCCACUGAAAUCAAGCACGAAUCCAUUGUGCUAAGCAACAGAACAACUGAUUUUAACAUUGAAAUCCAACAAGAGAUUGAUUAUGUCCCUUCUGCGAUUAAAUAUCAAGAUGAUGACUCAUUGGCUCACCCAAGUUUGUUCACGGACAAGAAAGAAGCAGAAGAGAAAUGGUUCAAGAGGUUAAUCACUCUGCGGCAGGAGAAAUUAAUGGGAAGCCCAGUGUCUGGAUUUUGAAUGUUGUUUAUGUUUCUUAAAUGAUUGAACCAUUAGCCAAUAAGUAUGUUGUGAAAUUACUGUAUUUCAUUGUUUUAUCUUGCUAAGUAUGAAUUUAUAUUACAAAGAGAGCUAAUUAUUGAUAAGCUCAGGAUUUCUGAUUUAGUAAACUAUCUAAUUUGUACCAGCUGUUACUUUCUUUCAUUAAAUACUUUGCAUAUCCA
Carcharodon carcharias (great white shark) is the source of this 1435-nucleotide messenger RNA. RefSeq names its product arginine/serine-rich coiled-coil 1 (gene rsrc1). The record is from RefSeq and is a predicted model, not a curated record. The coding region runs from base 243 to 1232 and encodes 329 amino acids. Gene Ontology annotation, biological process: alternative mRNA splicing, via spliceosome. The transcript has 12 exons. NCBI's taxonomy places the organism in Eukaryota, Metazoa, Chordata, Chondrichthyes, Lamniformes, Lamnidae. Gene Ontology annotation, cellular component: nucleus; cytoplasm.